GAUUCAUCAUAUUGAAAUAAUGGCAGUAUAGUUUCGGCACUUCUGUCUAUUCAGCUCCAGCGUUGAUUAGAUAAUGACGUAACGAUUACGGGCUGCACCAACAUCGGUGGUGCAGCGGUGGGGUGGCUCAGGUCUUGCGAGGAGAAAGUAUGGCUGGUGGUACGAAGACCCCGCACUCGGAGACCGCGCGGCCGCGGCCGACACACGACCGCCUGCCUGCGGGCGACUCGUUUGCGAAAUAAUGCCACUGUCUACCCGUCGCCGAAAUAGCCAGUGAACGCGGCGAGCGCGGAGAUGCCGCGCAAGUAAACAGUGCUGCAGUACCCACAGCAUCGCGCCCGAACCAGGAGCCCCACAAUGUGCCUAUGGAUAGUGCCUAUAAUCACCGUGGUCCUUUUCAAUUCGGCUGACACCAGGGAAAUAAGCUCACCGGACGGCGCUACCCUCGAUAACCAUGUGUCAUCGGGCAACAGAUCACAGCGGUUCCUAUUCGACGCAAUCUUCGGCUUGGAGGUGCCCAUCCUAGAGGAGCAGAGCAUAGAAGACGACGACGAUGACCCUCAAGUUCAGAAAUGCUCUUGUGAGUGCGGCAGAGCAAAUCCACUGCCUAGGAAGAUGGAGUGUGGCGGGUCGAACCAGGAGAAUCGGAUCGUGGGCGGCAUGCCAGCGGGCGCCAACCGGUACCCGUGGAUGGCGAGGAUCGUGUAUGACGGCCAGUUCCACUGCGGCGCGUCGCUGCUCACCAAGGAGUACGUGCUCACGGCAGCUCAUUGUGUCAGGAAGCUGAAACGCUCUAAGAUCCGCGUGAUCCUCGGCGACCACGACCAGACCAUCACCACGGAGAGCGCGGCCAUCAUGCGUGCCGUCACCGCCAUCGUCCGCCACCGCAGCUUCGACGCGGACUCGUACAACAACGAUAUAGCGCUGCUCAAGCUGCGCAAGCCCGUCAACUUCUCAAAGAUCAUCAAGCCUGUCUGCUUGCCGCCUGCUAAUGUGGAACCGUCUGGUAAGGAGGGCAUAGUGGUCGGGUGGGGUCGGACGUCUGAGGGCGGCCAGCUGCCGGCCAUCGUGCAGGAGGUGAAGGUGCCUAUCCUCUCGCUCACCCAGUGCCGCGCCAUGAAGUAUCGGGCUUCAAGGAUCACUAACAACAUGCUAUGUGCGGGUCGCGCCUCGACGGAUUCAUGCCAAGGCGACAGCGGUGGCCCACUGCUCAUACAAACUGGUGACAAAUUCCAAAUUGUUGGCAUAGUAUCGUGGGGGGUCGGCUGCGGUCGGCCAGGCUACCCCGGGGUCUACACACGAAUCACCCGCUACUUACCCUGGCUGCGCGCAAACCUGCGCGACUCAUGUCUUUGUAUUUUUGAAUUUCGAAUUUUCAUCUCCAUUUUAUUCAUAAACAUAGACAAAAUGUGGAAGUGCAUUGUAUUAGUGCUGGCCGUUACAACUUUCACGUACUCAGAGGGUGAUAUAGUUCGGGACACCCGUGGGGUUUUCACGAAAAACAUCUUCGGCGGAGUAUGGGGCAACCGGCCCCCGUUGAUGGAAGCUAAUCUAGCCAAGACCACGUGCACAUGCAAAUGCGGUGAGAGAAACGACGCGCCCCGCAUCGUGGGAGGACAAGACGCGGGCCCUCACGAGUUCCCUUGGAUGGCUCGCCUCACCUACUUCAAGCGAUUCUACUGUGGAGGCAUGCUCAUCAAUGACAGAUACGUACUCACUGCCGCACAUUGUGUUAAAGGCUUUAUGUGGUUCAUGAUAAAGGUGACAUUCGGCGAGCACGACCGCUGCAACUCGACCACCCGGCCCGAGACUCGCUUCGUGCUUCGGGCCAUCUCCAACAAGUUCAGUUUGUCAAACUUUGACAAUGACAUUGCGCUGCUGAGGCUCAACGAGAAGGUCCAGAUGUCUGGUGCUAUCAAGCCGAUCUGCCUGCCGAGUAACGAUCGCAGCCUGUACGUCGGAGUAAAGGCGAUCGCAUCUGGCUGGGGCACUCUCACUGAGGAGGGCAAGGUGUCGUGCACACUCCAGGAGGUCGAGGUGCCGGUCAUCAGCAACCAGGAGUGCCGCAGCACCAAGUACACGGCUUCCAUGAUCACCGACCACAUGAUGUGCGCUGGGUAUCCGGGAACCGGGCUAAAGGAUUCUUGCCAGGGAGACAGCGGCGGCCCGCUCAUAACGGAGAGAAAGUCCGACAAGCGCUACGAACUAAUAGGUGUGGUGUCAUGGGGCAACGGCUGCGCUCGGCCAGGAUACCCGGGCGUCUACACGCGCGUCACGCACUACCUCGACUGGAUCCGGGACAACACGCGGGAUGCUUGCUACUGCACCGACUAG
Molecule: messenger RNA, 2334 nt
Organism: Ostrinia furnacalis (Asian corn borer)
Lineage: Eukaryota; Metazoa; Arthropoda; Insecta; Lepidoptera; Crambidae
Product: transmembrane protease serine 9-like
Exons: 15
Coding region: 358-2334 (658 amino acids)
Biological process (GO): proteolysis
Molecular function (GO): serine-type endopeptidase activity
Source: RefSeq, a predicted model, not a curated record